AUGGUCAACCGUUCCGACGUCAACUACUUCGGCGCUGGCCCCGCACCCCUGCCCACCGAGGUCCUCGAGAAGGCCUCGCAGGUGCUUCUGAACUACAAAGACAAGGGCAUUGGCCUCUGCGAAAUCUCCCAUCGCUCGCCAGAAGCCAACGAGAUCCUUGCCGACACCAAGAAGGCCCUGAGCGACUUGCUCGAGAUCCCGGACGACUACGAGAUCCUCUUCCUCCAGAGCGGCGGCAGCGGCGAGUUCAGUGCGACCGUAUACAACCUCGUCUCGAUAUGGGUCGAGAAGAAGCGCGCCAAGAUUGCGGAAGAGGUGGGCGACAACAAGGAUGAGGUGGUGAAGAGGCUGCGCAAGGUCGUCGACGAGGAGCUCAAACUCGACUACCUCGUCACCGGCUCUUGGUCGCUCAAGGCAUCGCAAGAGGCAGCGCGUCUUGUAGGAGCCAAGCACGUCAACGUGGCCACCGACUCGCGCAAGAUCAAUGACGGCAAAUUUGGCAAGAUCGCUUCGGAAGACCAGUGGAGCCUGACUCCGCGUUCCAAGGGCGGGCCAGCCUUCGUGUACUUUUGCGACAAUGAGACCGUCGACGGAGUCGAGUUCCCGUCUUUCCCUCAGAGCCUUGAGGGCGACGACGCACCCCUGGUCUGCGCCGACAUGUCGUCAAACUUCAUUUCCCGGAAGGUUGAUGUGCGCAAGUACGCCAUCAUCUUUGGCGGCGCCCAGAAGAACAUUGGCAACACGGGUAUCGCAAUCGUCAUCAUGCGGAAGUCGCUCCUUCCGCCACACUCAACACCCGCCUCGCCCGACCUGAUGAGAGAGCUCAACCUAUCAGUUGGCCCCAUUGUGCUCGACUACCCCACCAUCGCGAAAAACAACUCGCUGUACAACACAUUGCCCAUCUUCGAUGUCUGGGUGGCUGGCCAGGUCAUGUCCGGACUCGUCAGCUCCUAUGGUGCCAAGCGCAUUGGUGGUCAAGAGGAUGUCUCCAACGAGAAGGCGCGGCUUAUCUACGAUAUGCUCGAGAAGUACUCCAACGUCUACCAGGUAGUGCCAGACAAGUCUGUACGCAGUAGAAUGAAUAUCUGCUUCCGCGUCAACGGUGGUGAUGCGGACAAAGAGAAGGCCUUCCUUGCAGGCGCGGAGAAGAAGGGCCUGCUGGGUCUGAAAGGACACCGCAGCGUAGGUGGCAUCCGUGCCAGUAAUUACAAUGCCGUCUCGCUAGAUGGCACCAAGCUACUCGUCUCGUACCUUGAAGAGUUUGCAAAGUCGGCUUGA
Alternaria ethzedia is the source of this 1278-nucleotide messenger RNA. RefSeq lists its product as uncharacterized. NCBI's taxonomy places the organism in Eukaryota, Fungi, Ascomycota, Dothideomycetes, Pleosporales, Pleosporaceae. Gene Ontology annotation, biological process: L-serine biosynthetic process. The transcript is spliced from 2 exons. The record is from RefSeq and is a predicted model, not a curated record. Gene Ontology annotation, cellular component: cytoplasm. Gene Ontology annotation, molecular function: O-phospho-L-serine:2-oxoglutarate transaminase activity; pyridoxal phosphate binding. Bases 1 to 1278 code for a protein of 425 amino acids.